CGAAUAUUUUGAUGCUAUUUCACUAGUUGAUGCUACUUCAUUGUUUGAUGCUACUUCGUUGGUUGAUGCUACUUCAUUGGCUGGUAUUACUUCGGUAGUUGACGUUACUUUGUUGGUUGAUGUUACUUCAUUGGUUGAUGUUACUUCAUUGGUUAAUGUUACUUCGUUGGUUGAUAGUUGCCUUUUCUAUGCAGGGCCUUUACCACUAAAAAUUAGAAGUCCAAAUUUGGAAUGGAUCGAUUAA
Molecule: messenger RNA, 244 nt
Organism: Dentiscutata erythropus
Lineage: Eukaryota; Fungi; Glomeromycota; Glomeromycetes; Diversisporales; Gigasporaceae
Source: the annotation of a GenBank genome assembly